Syzygium oleosum is the source of this 1894-nucleotide messenger RNA. Its product is annotated as rust resistance kinase Lr10-like. The record is from RefSeq and is a predicted model, not a curated record. Gene Ontology annotation, molecular function: polysaccharide binding; protein kinase activity; ATP binding. Lineage: Eukaryota; Viridiplantae; Streptophyta; Magnoliopsida; Myrtales; Myrtaceae. Gene Ontology annotation, biological process: protein phosphorylation. The transcript has 3 exons. The annotation marks the transcript as partial.
AAGACAUUAUUUGUUUUUACUAAAAUUAGGUCAGUCAAACAUGUCUCCCACGCUUCUCUUCACGCUCAUUUUCCUCGUCUCCAUCUUCGUCACCGCCCGACCCCAAGACGACGCGUCGUACUACGACCGAUGCCGGCCCUUCGCCUGCGGAGACAUCAACUUCUCCUUCCCCUUCUCCGGCUUUGCCACCUUCGGCACCGGCGGCCUCGACUGCAGCCUCCCCCGCUUCCAGGUCUCCUGCGACGCCUCCGACCACCCCGUCCUCGACCUCCCCGGCACUCCCUACCAGGUCCUAGCUCUCCACCCGGACAGCGAGGAGCGUAUUAUCACCGUCGUCAACGCCCAGCUCAUCAAGGACCUGAAAGCCGGCUCUUGCGACUCCCUCCAGAACCUUACCGUCCCGAGCUCCGGAGUCAAGAACGCCAACCUCACGCUCCCUCCUCAGUGGUCCCUCAACCUCACCUUCUUCAAGUGCGACUCCGGCACCGCGCUCCCCCGGGAGCUCGCCAACUCGACGGUGGUGAACGCGAGCUGCAGAGACGCGGAGCUUUAUCUGUGGAUGAACACAUCCAUCGAUCCGUCGGCCCCUUCCAAUUACUCGUACGGGGGAGAGACUCCCGAUCGAUGUAGGCUCGUGGAGGUGCCUGUGUCCGAUCACCUCGGAAUAUGGAGCAGUGAAUUGACGAACAAGAGUAAUAACGAGAUUUGGAGCUUCGUUCUGGAACUGAUGAGCGAAGGAUUUCCUCUGGUCUGGUCCGCCAUCCCGGAUUGCGACAGCUGCGAACUGAGAGGCGGUCGGUGCGGAUUCGACGCCGGUGCCGGAAAAGUCGUCUGCUUCUGCGGCGGCGGCUGUGGGAAGCCAGACAAGACCAAACUCAUUAUUGGUUGUGCAUUGGGAGGCUCUUCUCUUGUGCUCGUUAUGACCUUACUAUUCAUUUUUAAGAAAAGAAGUUUGCCAAUUCAGAAGACAUCCUGUUUUGGCAAAGACGAAGCUGCAGAAGAGACGGCAAAUGCAGAGCAAUUCAUAAGAACUUAUCAGUCAACCUUAUUGACCAAGUAUUCAUACAAGGACGUAAAGAAGAUGACCAACACCUUGAAGGAGCGAUUGGGUGAAGGUGGAUAUGGUACUGUCUACAAAGGAAAGCUGCCGGACGGGCGACCCAUCGCCGUCAAAAUGCUCGACAAGUCCAGCAACAACAGCCAGGAGUUCAUCAACGAAGUUGCAACCAUAGGCACGAUUCACCAUGUUAAUAUUAUCCGUUUGCUCGGUUUCUGUUUGGAAGGUUCCAAACGAGCUCUAAUCUAUGAGUACAUGCCUAACGGGUCUUUAGGAGAUUUGCUGCAUAAAGAAGGGCCGAACCUUUCUUUAGCAAUGGAAAGACUGCUCGAAAUUGCUAUAGGGGUUGCCCUUGGGAUUGAGUACUUACACAAGGGUUGUGCCUCGCGGAUAUUGCAUCUCGACAUAAAGCCCCAUAAUGUUUUGCUCGACGAGAAUUUCAACCCAAAAAUCUCUGAUUUUGGGUUGGCGAAAAUAUACUCCAGGAAUAGAAGUUUCAUAACCAUGACAGGUGCUAGGGGGACGAUUGGGUUCAUUGCUCCUGAAAUAUUCAUGAGAAAUCUGGGAAAUCCUUCUCAUAAGUCCGAUGUCUACAGCUUCGGAAUGAUGUUGCUCGAGAUGGUUGGUGGGAGGAAGCAUGAAGAAGUGAAGGGGACUGCAUCGAGUGAAUCUUAUUUUCCAGGUUGGAUAUACGACGAAAUUAAUGAAGAAAGAGCACAGGAAUUUGGCGAUCUCGUGGAAGAAGAAGUUGCUGUGUCAAGAAAGAUGGUUAUGGUGGGUUUGUGGUGCAUUCAAAUUAAUCCAAAGGAUCGGCCCUCGAUGACGCGAGUGUUAGAA